Zea mays is the source of this 1260-nucleotide messenger RNA. Its product is annotated as expansin-A6. Gene Ontology annotation, biological process: plant-type cell wall organization. NCBI's taxonomy places the organism in Eukaryota, Viridiplantae, Streptophyta, Magnoliopsida, Poales, Poaceae. The record is from RefSeq and is a predicted model, not a curated record. The coding region runs from base 35 to 868 and encodes 277 amino acids. Gene Ontology annotation, cellular component: extracellular region. The transcript is spliced from 2 exons.
CCUAAUAAACUAGCUUGUUACGUCAGUGGCUCACAUGGACACUAGUGCGUCGUCGUCGUCGUCGCCGCCGCCGUCUAGCUUUGCGGCGGCGGUGGCGGCGCUGCUGCUGCUGCUGCUUCUUCCGGCGCUGUCGUCGGGCGGCGACGACUGGCAGCAGUGGCAGGACGCGCACGCCACGUUCUACGGCGACGAAACCGGAGCAGAGACCAUGCAGGGCGCGUGCGGCUACGGCGACCUGUUCCAGCAGGGGUACGGGCUGGAGACGACGGCGCUGAGCGUGGCGCUCUUCAACGAGGGCUGGUCCUGCGGCGGCUGCUACGAGGUGCGUUGCCAGGGCAGCGCGUACUGCGCUUCGGGAUCGGCGGUGACGGUGACGGCGACCAACCUGUGCCCCGCCAACUACUCCAAGCCGAGCGGGAACUGGUGCAACCCGCCGCAGCGGCACUUCGACCUGUCCAAGCCCAUGUUCCUGCGCCUGGUCACCGACUUCCGCGUGGGCAUCGUGCCCGUGCGGUACCGCCGCGUGGCGUGCGGCGGCCGGCGCGGCGGCGUGCGGUUCGAGAUGCGGGGCAACCGGUGGUGGGUGGCCGUGCUGGUGUUCAACGUCGCGGGGGCCGGGGAAGUCAGGGCCGUCGCCGCCCGCCGGGACGACGACGACAGCGGCGGCGCGCGGCAGGGGCAGUACUACUGGGCCGACAUGGCCCGCAGCUGGGGCCAGGUGUGGACGACCGGGGACGGCAGCUGGAGCGUCGGCCAGGGCCUGUCGUUCCGCGUCGUCGCCGGCGACGGCCGCGCCCUCGUAAUCGAUGGCGCCGUCCCUCCCGGCUGGGCCUUCGGCCAGAGCUUCGAGGGCAAGGGCCAGUUCUGAUUCGUUUCUGGCAGAACCGGCCGGCCGGGAAGAAUACACAGCAUCCCAGGUUAUGCAUGGAGGUCGCACACGUACGCGCCGCGCGCUACAGCUACUGCCCCAUAACUCCAUGUCUCCAUGCAUGCCGUUGCUAACUGCUGAGUUCCUUCGACCAUGCAUGCCAUUGCCAUUGUUGUUGUUUCGGUACGUUCAGAGCUCACAGGCGCUGACAAAUCGCGAAAGGAUCUGUCCGACGAUCGAGCGGCGUAAAUGACGGCCCGAUUAUUCGCCAAAUUGAUACGCAAGCGUGUGACCGACCUGUGAUCUCGAUCGAUGGAUGAUGAGCAGCAGAGAUAGGCUUUCUUGCUCGGUGUAGUACGUAUGUAGUUGCGUGCAAUCAUCAACCGUCCAAU